ACCACAAGAUGAUGAAGUGCCACAUCACAACAUUACUUUGAGACCUGUCACCAAGACCACCAAAACUGAAAAUGCUGGAACAGGAGAGAUGAGUACUCCUUUCACUAAGGCCUAGAAUUGCCUGUUGAACAACAGUCCUGAUCAGGCAAUAUACGAAUGGCCCAAGGAAGCCACCAAAUAGAUUUUCAGGUUUUACAUGACCUGCGACAAAAAUUUCCGGAGGUACCUGAAGUUGUUGUGUCCAGAUGCAUGUUACAGGCACCUUCAUGCCUUCUUCCAUGUCUCCCAUUAUCCCUGGAACGCCCAGCCCAAGCUAAAUAAUAAUAACUUGGAUGCCUGUUGUGCAGUUCUGUCUCAGGAGAGCACGAAGUAUCUCUACGGUGAAGGAGACCUAGGUUUUUCGGAUGAUUCUGGGAUUCCUGGACUACGAAAUCACAUGACAUCUCUUAACUUGGAUUUGCAGUCACAGAAUGUGUAUCAUCAUGGACGAGAAGGAAGUAGAAUGAAUGGAAGUAGGACUUUAACUCACAGCAUUAGUGAUGGACAUCUUCAAGGCAGUCAGCCCAAUAGCGAACUGUUUCAGCAGGAACCACAGACAGCACCAGCUCAAGUUCCACAGGGAUUUAAUGUCUUUGGAAUGGCUAAUACAGUUAGUACUUCUAAUCCAGGACAACACCUGGGAUUUCACAUAGGCAGCAAAGGAGCAUCUAGCCUCUCUCAGCAAACACCCAGAUUCAACCCCAUUAUGGUAACUUUAGCCCCAAAUAUUCAGCCUGGUCGCAAUACCCCUACGUCUUUGCACAUACAUGGUGUACCUCCACCUGUACUUAAUAGUCCACAGGGAAAUUCUAUCUAUAUUAGGCCUUAUAUUACAACUCCAAGUGGUACAGCUCGACAGACACAGCAGCAUCCAGGUUGGGUGUCUCAAUUUAAUCCCAUGCAUCCUCAGCAAGUCUACCAGCCUUCACAACCAAGUCCCUGGACUACUCUUCCUACAUCCAGUCCUCUACCACAUACCUCAUCACAACAGUCAUCACAGCCAAACCAACAAGGCCACCAAACUUCUCAUGUCUAUAUGCCUAUCAGUUCACCCACUACUCCACAAGCACCCAUGAUUCAUUCAUCUGGUAGCUCACAAUCUGCUACCCAUAGCCAAUAUAACAUUCAAAAUAUCUCAACAGGACCUCGCAAAAACCAAAUUGAAAUCAAACUUGAACCACCACAAAGAAACAAUUCUUCAAAGCUGCGUUCAUCUGGUCCUCGCACUUCCACUAAUCCUUCUUCCCUCAACAGCCAGACAUUAAGUAGAAGUCAGCCCACUGUUUACAUAGCUGCCAGUCCACCAAAUACUGAUGAAGUGAUCACACGCAAUCAACCUAAGGUCUAUAUUUCAGCAAAUGCCACAACAGGAGAUGAGCAAAUUGUGCGGAACCAACCAACACUCUUCAUAUCAACAAAUCCUGGUGUAACUACCACCUCUAGGAAUAUGUCUGGUCAAGUAAGCAUGGGUCCUGCAUUUAUUCAUCACCAUCCACCCAAGAGUCGAGCAGUGGGCAACAACACCACUGCAACCUCUCCUCGAGUGGUGGUCACACAGCCUAACACAAAAUAUACUUUUAAAAUUACAGUUUCUCCAAAUAAACCCCCUGCAGUUUCACCAGGGGUAGUAUCCCCCACCUUUGAACCUACAAAUCUUCUAAACCUUCCUGAUCACUAUGCAGAACCAGAGGGUAUCCAGCAUCUUACUGACCCUGUUUUAGCACAUGUGGAUAGGAUCAGUGAUGCACGGAAAUUGAGUGUGGGAUCUGAUGAUGCUGCCUACACACAAGCUUUACUGGUACACCAGAAAGCCAGGAUGGAGCGACUUCAACGUGAACUCGAGAUUCAAAAGAAAAAGUUAGAUAAACUAAAAUCAGAAGUCAAUGAAAUGGAGAAUAAUCUGACACGAAGGCGCCUGAAGAGAUCGAAUUCUGUUUCCCAAAUUCCUUCACUGGAAGAAAUGCAACAGUUGCGAAGUUGUAACAGACAGCUGCAGAUAGACAUAGAUUGCCUAACCAAAGAGAUUGAUCUUUUUCAAGCAAGAGGACCACAUUUUAAUCCCAGCGCUAUUCAUAAUUUUUAUGACAAUAUUGGAUUUCUAGGUCCUGUGCCACCAAAACCCAAAGAUCAAAGGUCCAUUGUCAAAACACCAAAGACUGUUCCAGACACAGACGAAGACGAGGGAGCUCAGUGGAAUUGUACUGCCUGUACUUUUUUAAAUCAUCCAGCCUUAAACCGUUGUGAACAAUGUGAAAUGCCCAGGCAUUUCUAA
Emys orbicularis (European pond turtle) is the source of this 2311-nucleotide messenger RNA. RefSeq names its product TGF-beta activated kinase 1 (MAP3K7) binding protein 2 (gene TAB2). Gene Ontology annotation, biological process: positive regulation of canonical NF-kappaB signal transduction; positive regulation of protein kinase activity. The record is from RefSeq and is a predicted model, not a curated record. Gene Ontology annotation, molecular function: K63-linked polyubiquitin modification-dependent protein binding. The coding region runs from base 197 to 2311 and encodes 704 amino acids. The transcript is spliced from 8 exons. NCBI's taxonomy places the organism in Eukaryota, Metazoa, Chordata, Testudines, Emydidae.